This is a messenger RNA of Bradysia coprophila, 1661 nucleotides long. Its product is annotated as delta(24)-sterol reductase-like. NCBI's taxonomy places the organism in Eukaryota, Metazoa, Arthropoda, Insecta, Diptera, Sciaridae. Gene Ontology annotation, molecular function: FAD binding; Delta24(24-1) sterol reductase activity. Gene Ontology annotation, biological process: steroid metabolic process. The record is from RefSeq and is a predicted model, not a curated record. Gene Ontology annotation, cellular component: cytoplasm; membrane.
UGGUCAGCCGGUCAGUGCUGUUGGUACAUUCGCUCUGUAAACAUCGGAUGAUAGAGCGACUGAAAUAAAUUUCAUUUAAAAAAAUGUCGACAAAAAGCCGGUCUUUGCUGGAAAUAAUUUUAAUCGAUUAUCGUUGGGUGUUCGUCUGUUUCUUCCUGCUACCGAUAUCAUUUGUGUACAAUCUAUUCUACUAUGUCCGUAAUGUAAUCGUUUUUCGGUUGAACACCGCUCCAAAGAAACAUGAUAGCAAAGUGAAAAAGAUUCAGAGCCAGGUAAACGACUGGCGGAAGUCUGGCAUGAAAACCAAAAUGUGUACAGCUCGUCCCGGUUGGCAAACGAUGAGCUUUCGCCGACCUUUGUACAAACGACACUUUACCCAAAUCGACUGUAAUCUCAUCGACAUUUUGGAGGUGGACCUAAAGCGCGGUGUCAUUCGUGUCGAACCCUUGGUGAAUAUGGGUCAAAUAUCGGCAACGUUAGCGAAAUUAGGUUGGACUAUUGCAAUUGUGCCGGAACUGGAUGAUCUUACUGUCGGUGGACUAGUGAUGGGAACGGGAAUCGAAUCAUCGUCGCACAUUUACGGUUUGUUUCAACAUAUUUGCGAGUCGUAUGAGUUGGUGCUGGCCGACGGCAGUUUGAUUACUUGUUCGAAACACGAAAAUUCGGAUCUAUUUUAUGCGGUACCUUGGAGUUACGGAACGCUUGGAUUCUUAACGGCUGUGGAAAUCAAAAUUAUUCCAGCGACUAAAUACAUUCGACUAAAGUAUGAGCCCGUGCGAGGGAUACGAAAUUUAUGUCGAAAAUUUGACGAAGCGUCCAAAAACAAAAGCAAUUGCUUCGUUGAGGCGCUGCAGUUUGGAUUAGACGAGGCUGUGGUCAUGACAGGAGUAAAAGUUAACGAUAACGAAGUGGAUUAUGAAAAGAUAAACGAAAUAGGCAAGUGGUACAAGCCAUGGUUCUUUGUUCACGUACGCAACAUGAUGAAAUCGAACAAGCAAAUAGUUGAAUACAUCCCGCUAAAAGACUAUUUCCACAGACACUCCCGGUCGAUAUUUUGGGAGUUGCAGGACAUCGUUCCCUUCGGUAACAACAUUUUGUUCCGUUACCUAUUCGGAUGGUUGAUGCCCGUUAAAGUUUCCCUGCUGAAGAUAACUCAAACCGCUGCGAUCAAGAAACUGUACGAAGAGAAUCACAUAAUUCAAGAUAUGCUCGUGCCGAUCAGUAAAAUGGAACAAUGUCUGCGCGAUAUCGAUGAUGCCGUUCAAGUGUACCCGAUCUGGCUGUGUCCGUUCCACUUACCCAACGAUCCGGGUAUGGUGCAUCCGAAAACUGAGACUUCGCAAAUGUAUGUGGACAUUGGCAUCUACGGUGUCCCGCAACGUAGAUUUGAUGCUAAGCCAGUUACGCGCCGGAUUGAGAGUCUAGUGGCGGAUUGUGAUGGUUUUCAAAUGUUGUAUGCAGAUACGUACAGAACGGAAGACGAAUUUCGGCAAAUGUUUGAUCACAGCCUGUACGAUAAAAUGCGCACAAAAUAUGACUGUAAAUCGGCCUUUCCCGAAGUGUUUGGCAAAGUGAAUAAAAAUGUUCGAGACUAAGUUAACGGCGUGAUUGUAAUUUGUCGAUUAAUCGAUUUGUCAAUGAAAUAAAAAAUAAUUCGAAGC